CUUGGUUUGAUGUUUCUGAUGAAGCUGUGAUGUGGAAAACGGUUUGUAAUCAAUGAGGUUUUGGACCAUUGCGUUGAAGCAGGGAUGAGUACUGCAUGGCAAUUUGACUUCCCAAUUUAUACUUUUUCUUUUGGGAAAUUUCUUAGUUUUGAUUGUCAUUUUCACUUCUCACAACCCUAAUCAAUCUGUGUGCUCUCUUUUUUCUUGCAUCACUUCCCAUUUAAAUCUGUGUGCUCUCUCUCUUAUCUGUGUCCGUUUUUUGUCUUCCUGGGAUAGACUCCAACUCACGUGAACGAACGUCACUGUAGUUACAGUUCUCAUUGGGCAUUCUAUUUUAUGGUAUUCAAACCAGAUUGCUAUGGUGGUGUAACUUCAGAUGAUGUUUUAGCAGAAAGCUGCCUUUUUUUGGUUCCCCACUAGCUGAAUUGGGGACAAACUACCAUUGGAGCCCCAUCAACAUCUGCUGCAUGCCUUUGGGCGUUUCUGACAUUUAUCUAAAGUUGCUGUCCAGUACACUUGUCUACUUUUGGACUCUUGUUUAGAGCACUGUUUCAUCUGGUACACCUGGUUUAUACCCAUUGGUUCUGUCCUUGCCUGCCCAGGAAUUAAGUUCAGAUCUGGAUUGAGGUAGAUUUUUCUUAUCUAUGUUGUUGUCGUUGAUAAUUCAAGGUUCUUGUAGUAGCUCCUAAGCCGGUCCCUGUUUACUUUAUUGGAAUGGUGAUUUGAUACAGAGGAACGAACUUCAUAGAUGGCUGUGGAUGAAUUGAGCAAGUCUGUGUGGAGUAGAGAGCAAGAUAUAGCAUUCGAGAAUGCCCUGGCAACCUACCCUGAGGAUUCCUCCGAUAGAUGGGAGAAAAUUGCUGCAGAUGUUCCGGGGAAGUCCUUAGAAGAGGUAAAGCUUCACUAUGAGAUCUUGACUGAUGACAUUAGCAGGAUCGAGUCUGGCUGUGUUCCUCUACCUUGCUACAACUCCGACAACUCCACGGGGCAUGAUGGUGAUGAAGGAACUAGCAAGAAAGGUGUCAAUCUUGGACACUCCAACAAUGAUUCAAAUCUAGGAAAGUCUACUAGGGCAGAUCAGGAGCGUCGAAAGGGGAUUCCCUGGACAGAGGAAGAGCACAGGUUAUUCCUUCUGGGAUUGGACAAAUAUGGGAAGGGUGACUGGAGAAGUAUUUCGAGGAACUUUGUUGUGACGAGAACACCUACACAAGUAGCAAGCCAUGCCCAGAAAUACUUCAUUCGUUUAAACUCUAUGAACAAGGAUAGGAGACGAGCUAGCAUUCAUGACAUCACCAAUGCUAAUGAUGGAGAUGCACCAGUAGUGCCCCAAGUAGGACCCAUUACUACUGGACACACUAACGGAACUGCCACAUCUGGAAAGUCCAACAAGCAACCGGCCCUAGCUCCUGCUCCCCCUCCCCCUCCUACUCUUGGAGUUGCUGCUAUAUAUGGCGGAACAACUAUUGGACAGCCAGUAGGAGUACCACUUGUUCCUGCAGUCGCCACACCAAUGAAUAUCCCGCCACAUGCUCACAUAGCUUAUGGAACACCUACCAUCCCUGGACCAGUGGUGUCUGGUGCUCCUAUGACCUUGCCUGCAAUGCCUCAUACAUCUACCCAUAGGUGAAUCAUUUUCUCAUCUGACAUCGGUACAAACUGAAGCGAAUAGCCGUUUCUUUUUUCUUUGGGGGGGGGGGGGGGGGGGGGCAUCGACAUUAAGACAUCAUAAAAUAACUUAUUAUGGUGUCACUGAGAGACCCACCCUUCGGUAGAAUUCUUGCUUUCUGUAAAAGUUGAUAUGAGUUGUUUUAGAGAUGUUGCUUUCAUCUUUGUAGGCAGCCAGUGAUAUGGUAGCACUUAGUUUAGGAGAGUGAAAUUGUUGCCUUCAAGCGGGAUAUUCUCACAUGAAAGUAGCUGUACACUCGUACAGCACUUGUGAUCUCUCCUGGGAAGUGUAUAGCCAUAUCCAGCACCUGUGUAUUCUAUGGAAACCGCCUGUGGGCUGUGGCGGGCUGAGUUUAGAUGGUCAUAUGCUAAUAGUCCAUUCCUGGUUUUGUUUAUUUAUUUGCUUGUAUUUGAUUUGUUUCAUCAUAUUCAGGCUGAGAGAGGAUCCCAACAACUGGGGUGUGUCGUGUGUCUCUUGGCAUUUCAUGCUUUGUCAUGUGAAAUAUAACAUAAUCAAAAGUUAGCUUAUUUUUGAAAGUGGAAU
This is a messenger RNA of Cuscuta europaea, 2209 nucleotides long. The record is from the annotation of a GenBank genome assembly. NCBI's taxonomy places the organism in Eukaryota, Viridiplantae, Streptophyta, Magnoliopsida, Solanales, Convolvulaceae.